Varanus komodoensis (Komodo dragon) is the source of this 990-nucleotide messenger RNA. It is a transcript of the gene GPR119, whose product is annotated as G protein-coupled receptor 119. NCBI's taxonomy places the organism in Eukaryota, Metazoa, Chordata, Lepidosauria, Squamata, Varanidae. Gene Ontology annotation, biological process: G protein-coupled receptor signaling pathway. Gene Ontology annotation, molecular function: G protein-coupled receptor activity; phosphatidylcholine binding. The record is from RefSeq and is a predicted model, not a curated record. Bases 1 to 990 code for a protein of 329 amino acids. Gene Ontology annotation, cellular component: membrane. The transcript has a single exon.
AUGGGAGACGUUGCCUUUGGGAUCCUCCUGGCUACCCUGGCCUCCCUCAUCAUGGCUCUCAAUGCCCUCAUGGUUAUUGUACUCGCACGGCUGAUCUGGAGGAGCAGCUACCUUGGUCUGUGCUUCGUCUUAAAUCUCGCCAUCGCCGAUGCCUUGGUGGGCUUCACCAUCACGGGUCUGGCAACUGAAGAGCUGUCUGAUGCUGAGCACCACAUCCCCCAAAGGUACUGUGCUCUGCGAAUGGCCUUUAUCACCUGUCCCUGCGCCGCCUCCAUCCUCACUGUUAUGCUGGUGGCCUUCGACAGGUACCUGGCCAUCAAGCAUCCUUUCCGGUAUUUCCAAAUCAUGCGCAGCCCAGUUGUUGGGGCAUUUAUCGGAGGGCUGUGGCUACUGGCCUGCUUGAUCGGCUUUCUCCCAGUGAUUGCACGCAGCUUCCAGCAGGAGAACUACCAGGGGUCAUGCACCUUCUUCGCAGUCUUCCAGCCCACGUACCUGCUCACCGUCCUCUGCGUCAGCUUCUUCCCGGCUUUUUUUGUCUUCGUCUACUUCCACUGCCACCUGCUGAAGAUCGCCUCUCUGCAAAUGCAGCAAAUUCGAGAACUGCAGCAGAUUGGGUUGGCCUCUACCUACCCUGUCUCUCCACCCUCCAGUGACAUGAAGGCCUUGCGCACGGUGGCCAUCAGCGUAGGAUGCUUCGCCCUCUCCUGGUCACCCUUCUUCAUCGGGAGCAUCGUGCAGGUUGUGUGCCAGCGGUGCAUCUUACAGCAUGUCCUUGAGCGGUAUCUCUGGGUCCUGGGUGUUUUCAACUCCCUGGUAAACCCCCUGGUCUACGCCUAUUGGCAGAAGGAGGUGCGCCUGCAGCUCUAUCGAAUGUGCCGGUGCAUGAAGAGCAGGGUCUUCCCCCUGUUCUGGACUGACAGCCAGGCUCGUCGUCCAGGAAGAGUGGUAGCUUCGGUACAUGUCAUUUCACUGGCCCAGUUUGAAGAAUGA